AUGUCAGAAGACUACCGCCCGCCUCGAAGACCAGUCAAUCAGUUCACUUGGGUCAAUUAUCGCGAUCCCCAAACUGAGCGGAAGAGCAAAGCCAACAAAGCUGUUGUCCGCAAGGCCGCGAAAUUGAGCACACUGACGCUUACGAAAAGAGCCGAAGGACCCAGCGUGCCUGCCUCAUCAACCACAGCAUUGUCCUUUCCUUGGGCUAUAGCUGAUGACGACCAGUUGACAGACGAAGUGCACACACGGUUUGGUGAUGACAGUCUUACGCAAGCUGUACCGUCACCCUUGUUGCGAUCUGGAAAUUCGGAUCCUUUCGACAGCUUGCCAUUCGAGACGACCAGCCUCCACUUUUUUCUGUUAAAUCGAUACUGCGAGAGCGCGCAUUUGAAGCCGACGUGUCGGAAUUCGUGCCCGAAGGUGCAGGAUUUGCGGCGGAAGUACCUAGUACCAACCUUUAUCCACUCCCCUGGUACCUUGCAUGUCGCUCUCAUGCACAUUGAGCGCAAGUGGAAGAUACCGGACAAUGCCGUCCACGAAGCAUUCCAGUGCUCUCAUCAACUUGGCGCAAUCGUUGAACUUCAGAAGAUCCUGCAGCAUACGAGGGAUCUCGUUCCCAUUGAUGCAUUUACCUUGAUUGCAAAGUUGUGCUCUGCAGCCGUGUACGCGCAAGAUUGGGUUGCGGAAGAGGCGCAUUCGAACGGUAUGGCUCAGCUGUUCAUCGGCCAUUGGGAUGCCCUUGCACAACAUCCCCUUUUCGUGCUGGGAGUGUUCGCGUUUUGGUCCACGAUCUACAUCGAUGGCGCCUGCUGCGUAGAACAUCAGAGGGCUGAUCCUUUGGCGCUUGCCUCGAUGAUGGGCCUUCAGAUUCGCAACGAAAGCAACCCGUCAGAGCUAGCCAGAUUGCCGGAUGCGAAGAGAUUUAAUGAGCUUCACUUAGCAGGCCUUAUGUCACGAUCUAUGCUCGAAGCGAUACCGGAUCUGAUACGGCUUUCUGAGCUUGUUGGACAAGCCCGAGCAAGGGCACUCGCCGUCGAGGACGCUAAAGAGCUGCUGAGAUUGAAAUGGGGCUGUUCGAGUGCCUUGCACCACUUGACGCCGACGGACGGCUUUGACCGAACAGCAUUCGAGCGCAUCCUGGUGCCGGUAUUGCAAUUGGUGUUGACGCUUUGCAUAAACUCUUCGAUGACAGCAGUCCCAGAGUAUUACUGUCCAGCGAUCACACAGCGUUUAGCGAAAGUUGACCUCACGCCAAUUCUCCAGACUUCUCCGGAGGCUUUGCUGUGGAUAUGCCUGGUGUUAGGCACCUGCUCUGUCAACUCUGGAGUCUUGCAGUACGAGGACUUCGUCGAUGCCACCACAGCGCUUGUAGCUGGUCAAUUGAACGUCUUGGAUCCGGAGGAAGCUUUAGCUCUUGCUAGACAAUUCAUCUGGCUUCUCAUCUUGAUGCGGCAGCAGUCAAGUUCUGGAGUCGUGCCGUCGGGACGUCGCCUGCAGCAACGCUUUCGACAAGGCAGAAUUGACCAACGACAAUUUCUCUUCAUCCACCGACCAGGGUUCGAGUUGAGAUCGUGA
Cyphellophora attinorum is the source of this 1575-nucleotide messenger RNA. RefSeq lists its product as uncharacterized. The record is from RefSeq and is a predicted model, not a curated record. The coding region runs from base 1 to 1575 and encodes 524 amino acids. The transcript is spliced from 4 exons. NCBI's taxonomy places the organism in Eukaryota, Fungi, Ascomycota, Eurotiomycetes, Chaetothyriales, Cyphellophoraceae.